Molecule: messenger RNA, 1647 nt
Organism: Tribolium madens (black flour beetle)
Lineage: Eukaryota; Metazoa; Arthropoda; Insecta; Coleoptera; Tenebrionidae
Product: smad nuclear-interacting protein 1
Exons: 5
Coding region: 209-1399 (396 amino acids)
Biological process (GO): miRNA processing
Cellular component (GO): nucleus
Molecular function (GO): protein binding; mRNA binding
Source: RefSeq, a predicted model, not a curated record
UUGUCUGGAUCUGUCAAAAUCAAAAUUUUAGCAUUUUUGGUUUUGUGUUUGCCAGUGAAAUUCAGGAACUGAGAAACUUAAAAUACCGAUAUUUAACAAUUCUAGCAAUUAUAUCACAUCAUAACUGGUUAGGGUUGGUAUACCUGCGAAUUGCGAGACGUAACGUUUCCUAACCUAAAAAGUCUCCUUUGCCCAAACAAAUAUAAAAAUGGGCUCAAAGAAGAAGAAGCGUGCUUCCAGCAGUUCAAGUUCUUCAGAUUCAAGCAGCGAAAGUUCAGAUUCGUCCCCCGAAAGGCAAUCGAAACGUAAAAGUAAGAAAUCUGAACCGAAGCCCGAAACUGAAGAAUCACCAAGAAAAGUAAAAACAAAAUCAAAUUCGCAUAAAAAACACGAAAAUCCACCUGUAGCAAGUGAUGAAGAGGGUAAACAAAUGAAACGGAGUGAGAAGAAAGCAAUUAAUGAGGAUGAAAGUGACGCCAAACAAAGGAAACGUAAGCGGAGCCCUGUACCUGAAAAUAGGGAUAGGAGGGAGAGAGAUGAAAAGAGGGUGAGGGAUGAUAGGGGGCGAUAUGAUGAUAGGAGAAAUCGCUCUAACGACUACAGGUCUCAUGAAAACAGAUUCAGGAACCGACGUCCAGACUACAGGGAUAGAGAACGCGAUUACAGAAACAGAAGGGAAGAUAACAAAAAUUAUCACAAUAGGGACCGAAAUCGAGAGAACCACCAAAGGAGACGUAGUAGAAGCGCUUCGUUUGAUCAUUCGAAUGCCCGGUGGGGCCGCGAGACUGAUGACAAAAAAUCUGACAAAAAGGAGAAAGAACAGAAGGAAAAACAAAAACCGAAUUUUGCUCUUUCAGGCAAGCUUACUGAAGAAACUAACACUUAUCGUGGCGUUGUUAUAAAAUAUAGCGAGCCGCCGGAGGCGUGUAAGCCAAAACGACGGUGGCGUUUGUACCCCUUUAAAGGUGAAAAGGCUCUGCAAACUUUAUACAUACAUCGCGAAAGCGCGUAUUUAAUAGGGCGCGAUCGCAAAGUCGUUGAUCUACCUGUAGAUCAUCCUUCCUGUUCAAAACAACACGCCGCUUUGCAGUAUCGUUUAGUUCCAUUUACGCGUGAGGAUGGCACUACUGGGAAAAGAAUAAGGCCGUAUUUGAUUGAUUUAAAUUCAGCAAAUGGCACUUACAUUAAUAACAAAAAGAUUGAACCGAGUAAAUAUGUGGAGUUGUUGGAGAAGGAUGUAAUUAAGUUUGGGUUCAGUUCAAGAGAGUAUGUUUUGCUGCAUGAGAAUAGUAAAGAUGAGGCACAGGAUGAUGAUGUUAAACAAGAAGAGGCGACGAAAGAAGAAGAGGCGACAAAACAAGAAGAGGCGACGGUCCAGGUCAAGAGUGAAGAGAAUUGAUUUUUAUGUAUAUACUUCUAAUUAGUUUAGGGUUCUGUCAAUAAAAUCAUUUUUUUGAUUAAAAUUCAAAUUUCCUGCGUCUAUGAUUUAGUUCAAUGUCAUGCCACUGAUAGCGCUUUAUUUUAGACAUUUGUCUGCAUUUGUCAUUUUACUCAUUUUUGAGGUUACGUCGCAUUGUUUUUAUAACCAAGAAAAAUUUUUUGUAUCGUUAAAAUAAAAACUUUAAUGUAUAAAAUUUGUUAAUAGUG